Lytechinus pictus (painted urchin) is the source of this 1962-nucleotide messenger RNA. Its product is annotated as E3 ubiquitin-protein ligase TRIM71-like. The transcript is spliced from 2 exons. Gene Ontology annotation, biological process: protein monoubiquitination. NCBI's taxonomy places the organism in Eukaryota, Metazoa, Echinodermata, Echinoidea, Temnopleuroida, Toxopneustidae. The record is from RefSeq and is a predicted model, not a curated record. Gene Ontology annotation, molecular function: protein binding; ubiquitin protein ligase activity; zinc ion binding. Bases 34 to 1929 code for a protein of 631 amino acids.
GGUUGGAAUUUAAUUAGAUAUCUUUAUUUAGCGAUGGCUGAGAAGUGUGGAUCAGAGAAAGCUUCAAGCUCUUCACCGAACCUGAUAUGUCCAUUAUGCCUUGAUAUAUUUGUCGAGGCGACAAUCCUGACUUCAUGUGGACACACAUUUUGUAGGCGAUGCCUCAAGAAAUACGAUCUAACCCACCAGGAUCUUGAUCACAUGGUCUGUCCUCUAUGCAGGGAGAUCACCAAGUUGUCUGCCAACCGUGUCGAUGAUCUCCGCCUCAAUGUCUCCAUCAACGGAUGCGUAGACGAUUACCACGUCAAGUGUGGUGGGAUGAACGCUGUCCUCGAGAUGCGACAAAAAUGUUCUGGUUGCAAGCUUCAAGGAGAUGCUGUCUCAUUCUGCAGAACAUGUAAUAACUACAUAUGUGAUAAAUGUUUGCAAUGUCAUCAAUAUCUGUCAGUCUUUGAAGAUCAUGAGAUUUUCUCCAUGGAUGAUGUCAUCGAAGGGAAGGUCAGCAUUGGUCAUUUAUUCGAGAAGUGUUCCAUCCACAAACUUGAGAACAAGGAUAUGUAUUGUGAGGAUUGUAAGGUCCAAGUCUGUCACAAGUGUGUACUUGUUGGUCAUAAAGCUCAUGAAAUCAAGAACCAGGUUGACUUUGAACAAGAGUUGCGAUGGAAGGUGGAAGACCUUGCCCAACGAUGUGCUGACAAGAAAACAGAGCUGGAAAAGAACAUUCAAAACAUAGAAAUACAACGUCAUGAGGUACACACUGCAGUGCAGACACUACUAGAUGAUGUCAGGCAGGCUUACACCAUCAAGGCCAAGGAGCUGGAAGAAAAUCUUCGAAAUCUCACCGACCAAAUAAAUGCCUUAAAGCAUAGUUUUGAUGACGACCUCAAUGUCUUGAAGUCAAAAGAUCGUCAGAGGAUCAAGAGUAUUUGUAGUUCAAUUACUUUGGUAGAUAAUGACAGACUGAGUCAUCUUGAGACAGACACUCUAUCUGCUCAUAUCUUGCUCUGUGAGGAACUAGAUGCCAUGCUGAAGGAGGCUACCGAUCACACUUCUGCGUCAGCAAUUACGAAGAAAGCAAAGGGGAAGAGGUUCAAGCCAGCAGAUGAUACUCGUCUUGACCUCGGGAGCAUCUCAGGAUCAGAUCCCAAGAUGGAAGUCAUUCAGUGUGUUAAUCUACGGUCAUAUAUGUUCGGAAUGACACGGUACUCACACGACAGUGUGGGUAUCGCAUAUGGGUGGACUGCACAAGGUAUUGAUAUCAUUGAUUCAAAUGGUGGUAGGCAGCAGUAUAGUAACAUACCCAAUGACGGGAAAUAUAAUGGUCUUGUCUAUCAACAAGACGGAUCUUUAUGCGUAUCGAUUUACGACACUAAUGAAGCGUACAUGUAUUCCCCCCUUGGUUCCAAGAAGGCAACAAUCCAGAUGAGAGACAAUACUAAUGGUCUUAAUGUAAACAGAAGUCAAUCAGAUGAAAUCAUCAUUACUAACAAUACAAGACAAGUCUAUAUCUCUGACCCGACAGGAUCCACUCUUAAACACAUUGUUCAAACAAAGCACAAGACGUGGCAGGCAUCUAUUACCAGGACGGGUUUGGUCGUCACGAGUUCAUGUUGGGACGAUCCAAGCGUGGUGACGGUCUAUGACAGGGAUGGGAAUGCUGGUGAGUCUCUACAAGCUCCAGAUGAUGUCUACCUGUAUGCUGCCGUUGAUGAGCAGGACAGGGUGUAUGUAGCGAGUGUUGAUUGGCAGAAUAGGAAGGUGGUGAUCAGACUCUAUGAUCUUGAUGGUCUGAACCUGAAGGAAAGAGUUGUGUUCAAUACAUUUGAUAUGACAUUGAAAGGUUAUUGGUGUUACUUGGUCUCCCUCUCCCCAGACAUGCUCGCCUUUGCUUGUCACAAUAUGUUAUAUUUCAUCAAGGUAUCACUGUAAUCCAGAUAAUCUCAACCAUGCACCUACUACAAU